Pochonia chlamydosporia 170 is the source of this 402-nucleotide messenger RNA. Its product is annotated as ubiquitin-conjugating enzyme spm2. The transcript has 2 exons. The coding region runs from base 1 to 402 and encodes 133 amino acids. The record is from RefSeq and is a predicted model, not a curated record. Gene Ontology annotation, cellular component: nucleus. Gene Ontology annotation, biological process: protein K63-linked ubiquitination; DNA damage tolerance. NCBI's taxonomy places the organism in Eukaryota, Fungi, Ascomycota, Sordariomycetes, Hypocreales, Clavicipitaceae.
AUGUCUGCCAAGGUUCCACGCAACUUUCGCUUGCUGGAGGAGCUGGAGAAGGGCGAGAAGGGCCUUGGUGCCGAGGCUUGUAGCUACGGUCUUGAGGACAGUGAAGACCUUCUCAUGAGCAACUGGAACGGGACCAUUUUGGGACCUCCUCAUUCUGUCCACGAGAACCGUAUCUAUAGCGUCAAGAUGCAUUGCGGCGACAACUAUCCCGAUGUGCCUCCAACGAUUCAGUUCGUUAGCCAGGUCAACCUGCCUUGUGUUAACCCGCGCAACGGCAUGGUUGAUCCCAACCAGCUUCCCUGCCUCGCCCAGUGGAAACGAGAAAACACCAUGGAGACAGUUCUUAUCGAAUUAAGAAGGUAUUUACUUGUUCUUACAACCGACGGUUAUUGCGUUGAUUAG